AUGUCGGAAAAUCUUCACGAAGCUAUUGGGGCCAUGAGUAUUCGUGAUGAUGACCCCAUUGAUCUACCUGACAACCCAUGUUUCUCGGUCUUCGAGGAGAACGCCACGAGUCUUCUGGGUCGUCUGCUCAACCCAUCCUGUCAGCCAAUGGAUGAGAUGAUAGAGGCGAUGCCUCGUGUUUGGAGGGUGUACAACAGAGUUAGAGGCAUAGCUCUUUCUAAUGAGCGCUUCCAGUUCGUGUUCCAAAGAGAGGAGGAUUUGUUAACGGUGUUAAACGACAGACCAUGGUCCUUUAACCACUGGACGAUGCUGUUGGAUCGUUGGGUUCCGGUUCCUCCGAAAGAUUUCCUGACCACAGUGGAUGUCUGGAUUCGGAUCAGUCGGAUACCAAUGAAUCACUAUAGGCUGGAAACGAUGGAUUUCUUAGCUAGUAAGGUGGGAAAGGUUCUUGAAAUUGCUUAUGACCCAAAGUGUUCACAAAAAGAGGCUUUCAUCAGGGCUCAAGUGAGAUUGGAUAUCACCAGGCCAGCUUUGGAGAAAAAGGUUCUAAAUCUUCCAUCAGGGGGGCAAGCCGUGAUUGAGUUUGAUUAUGAAAAGUUGAGGAAACGUUGCUUUCACUGUCUUCGGUUGACUCAUGAGAGACCCGACUGUCCUUACCUUCGGGAGAAAGUGAGACCAGUGGUUAAAGAGGUGGUCGUAUCUUCUAAUGGUGGAGCUUCAACUCUGAAAGCCCCUGUAUUGAUUGGCCCUCCACCAGGACCUGCGGUGCCGCCUGGUUUCUCUCCUAUGUUUCCACAAUUGACGGAGGAGGAACGUAAUGCAGCACUGCAGUAUGUUUCUCAUAGUGAUCCGACAGAGCGUCAGGCCCGGAUCAUGCGAGUGCAACAAUCUAUCACUGACAAAGGCGCAGUUGGAGCUAGGCAGAUGCCAUUGAUCUCGCAUAAUCUUGAGAAGGGUAAAGGCCAUGUUUUUGGAUAUGAGAGACAGGGUAAGAUUGGUGGAGACGAGCUUUGUUCAAGUAAGUCUAUGCCCUUCAGGUUGUCUACUGGUUUGGUUGUUAGUGGUGGAGCGGACGAUCUUGAGGUGUCUUCAUCCUCCUCUCCUGUUGGUCCUACGGUCUUCAGGAUUGGUUCAUCUACUAUUAACCAUCCUUCCGGGACCAAGAGUGAUGGGAAAAAGUUGAGAAGACGCCCGCAGAGGUGGAAGAGGCUGAGUCAGACAAAAGCAUGUGUUGCGGGUGAUGGUCUUGCUGAAACUGGUGUAGUCCUAAAGCAAUCAGCCUUGGUUAUUCAUGGUGAAGAUACAGUUGUUUCUGCUGGGUUUUCUAAAAGGAAAGCGGUCAUGGGUGUGGGUGAUCACUCUACAAAAUCUCCAAAAAUCAACCCCGAUACGGUGGCUUCCACUUUGAAGCCGCUGCUCCCCCAAUGA
Brassica napus (rape) is the source of this 1428-nucleotide messenger RNA. RefSeq lists its product as uncharacterized. Bases 1 to 1428 code for a protein of 475 amino acids. Lineage: Eukaryota; Viridiplantae; Streptophyta; Magnoliopsida; Brassicales; Brassicaceae. The record is from RefSeq and is a predicted model, not a curated record. The transcript has a single exon.